GGUUUUUAAAGGCAGUUUUUGUUUUGUUUUACGGGGACUUACUAGUGCAAGGCCAGAUAUCCGACGUUGACUUUUCCAAGUAUGAAUUUAAGCAUUCUUUGAAACCUUUUUCUUUUGGAAGUCCUUCCCGUUUUUGGCGUUUAUAUGGAGCUGCUCAACUUAAAGACAAUUUAUUUCGACUUACUAGUGCAUCUCGAAAUGAAAAAGGAGCGCUUUGGAAUAAAUAUCCGAUCUCUUUUCAACGGUGGCAAGUUUUAGUGGAUUUUCAAAUUUCUGGAGACGCAACGCUUGGCGCUGAUGGGAUGGCAUUCUGGUACACGGAGGCCCCCCUGAAGUUAGGGCCAGUUUAUGGUGGUAUGGAUCAGUGGAAAGGCCUAGCAGUUGUCCUGGACACCUAUAACAAUGACCAAUGGGGGCACGAAUCGCAUAUUAUUGGCGUGCUUAACGACGGUACUAAAAAGUACCACGAGGCCGAUGACGGCUUACGGCAGAGCUUUGGGAGAUGCGAUUACUCUUUACGAAAUUUAGUGAAGCCGCUCAGGCUCAGAAUAACAUAUAAGGAUGGGCACUUAAAAGUUGAAGUGGAUCCAACCCACACAGGAGGUUUUGCCUUAUGCUUCGAAAAGGAAGUCAAUUUGCUUCAAAAUGGGUUCUUUGGCGUCUCCGCAGCAACAGGAGACUUAUUUGAUAACCACGACCUUUUAGCUCUCAGAACAUUCAACCUCGACGUUCGUGGGAAGGAGGACCAAAACGAUAAUGAAAAAGUUUUAAAACAACAUGAAGACACACGUGAAAUUUAUCAGACUUUUGCUGAUGAAAACUCCGGUUUAUAUGAAGUUUUUCAGAAUCAGUUAUCUAUACUUCGAUCGCUAUCCAAAACUCAUGCAAAUAUUCUUCGCAAUUUAGAUGGGAAAGAUGCUGACGGAAGUUUUAAUGAACUAACCAAUGAUAUUGAAAAAACAAUUCUUCGUUACAGAACAGGAUUCACCGAUAGCAGCGUUUGGGAAGAGGUUGACAAUCUAGCCAAUCAGUGUAGGGAGAAUAUUGAAGACCAAGAAAAGAAGUUGCAUCAGUUGUCCGCUCAAAUGGAUGAACUUCAAAAUUUGGCUUUUUUCAUAGCGGAAAACUCGUGGAAUUUAUCAAGUUUACUGUUUUAUUAUGGUCCCUUCGCUUUGCUCUUGCUUCUACAGAUAUUGCUGUUUUACUUCUUUAACGCUUAUAAAAACUUUGGAGCAACUAAAAAAGCUCAUUGGGAUUUUUAUUAA
Messenger RNA from Zophobas morio, 1265 nucleotides. RefSeq names its product protein ERGIC-53-like. Gene Ontology annotation, molecular function: D-mannose binding. The coding region runs from base 303 to 1265 and encodes 320 amino acids. The record is from RefSeq and is a predicted model, not a curated record. Lineage: Eukaryota; Metazoa; Arthropoda; Insecta; Coleoptera; Tenebrionidae. The transcript has 14 exons. Gene Ontology annotation, biological process: endoplasmic reticulum to Golgi vesicle-mediated transport. Gene Ontology annotation, cellular component: endoplasmic reticulum membrane; endoplasmic reticulum-Golgi intermediate compartment; COPII-coated ER to Golgi transport vesicle.